AUAUCAUGGCCACUACUCUCUUUUAUUUUUCCUCACAACCCCACUUUUACACUGCCAGUGCCACCUCACCUCUCUUCUCUUCACAUUGAUUUUCACACUCUCUCUCUCUCAUUCUAUGAUUCACCAAACAAAGUUAUUCAAAACAAAACACAAUUCUCUUUCUCUCUGACUCCCGACACUGUUUCAUUACCCGACAAAAGCAACCUCUGCAAACAAACCAGUGACUAUACCAUAACACCACACAUCUCUCUCUCUCUCUCUCUCUCUCUCUCUCUCUCAAAUAUCAUUGCUUUACACAGUUCCACUUCCACACUCACAAGAAGAAAAUCACAAACUUCAUCUCUCUCAACUCAACACCAUACACAAACCCAACAACUCCCAUUUCUCUCUUUCACAUUCAUCUCUCCAAAGUUCUUAUCUUUUUCAAAUGGGCAAGCUUAUUUCUCUCUACAAACUUGAAUCUCGUGGCAUAGUGUAAAAAAAAAAACUAUCUUUACUCUUUUGCAAAUCAAAAAACCUUAACUUUACUCUCUCUCUCUCUCUCUAGAGAAUGGCAUGCCGGAAACUGAGCACUGUUAACUUGGAUCCAAACAGAAAGAGAAGUGGAGGAUUAAGAACACAACAAGCAGGAAGAGGGUCAUGCCGUGGUAGUUAGGAUUUGGAAUUUGGAAUCCAAAAAAAAGAAAACUUGCUUGAAAAAUGCAUAGUCAACAAGUUUGACUCUUACCCUUUUGAUUUUUCUGUUUGUGAAUGCUAUUUAGGUUUGAGAAAAGUAAAGUAAGAGUGGUUUUUUGAGAAUUACCAAAAUGGGUUUUUUGUUGAAAGAAGUUUUGAAGACUUUGUGUGGUAGUAAUCAAUGGUCUUAUGCUGUGUUUUGGAAGAUUGGUUGCAACAAUUCUAAGCUAUUAAUAUGGGAAGAAUGCUAUUAUGAACCCUUGUCAUGUCCUUCCCCUCACGGCAUUGUUGGGAUGCCAAAUUUGCCUAAUCCUAACGGGGAAGGGUGCUGGUUUUCUUCUGAGUCUCAAUCGUCUCAUCUAGGAAUACAAGAGGAGGAUAGAGUCUCUUCUUUGAUUAGCAAAAUGACGGUCAAUAAUCUAGUCAUUGUUGCAGGUGAAGGUAUAAUUGGACGUGUUGCAUUUACCAACAGUCAUGAAUGGAUUCUCUUGAACAAUUUUGCUAAAAGUGCAUAUCCACCUGAGGUAUAUGCUGAAAUGCAUCAGCAAUUUUCAGCUGGAAUGCAGACAGUAGCAGUAAUUCCUGUGCUUCCGCACGGGGUUAUUCAACUUGGUUCUUUCUAUCCGAUAAUGGAGAAUAUGGGAUUUGUGCAUGAAGUAAAGAGCCUGAUCUUGCAACUAGGGUGUAUUCCUAAUGCCCUUCUAUCCGAGGACUAUUCAGCUAAACUUUCACAUGAAAGACUUGAUGGACGUGCUACUUCCGGUGUGCCUGGUACAUCAGUCAUUACCUCAAAUUCCACUCCUUCAGUGGUUAAUGGCUCCAAUCAGCAAAGUUAUUCAUUUCAUGCUUCAAAGCCUAUUGUUCAAAGACAUGAUAGAGUUGUGGAAGCUAAAGUAAUACCCUCAAAUUUCAAUUCAAAUCUGCAAAAGCAUUCUGUUUCAUAUAACGGAAGAUCUGAAUUCAAUAACUUAGCUGGUUCUGAGCCGUUUGGUCUAUCAGGUCCAAGUGAUUAUAACCUAAAAUAUAUGGAACAACAAAUCUUAUCAGCAGUUGGGAAUCAAGAUAAUGUUAAUCCUUGUAUUAAUGUGUCAAGUUCCCUAAACAUUUCUCAACUAAAAACGGACGGAAGCCAUAACGUUGGCGGUGGCAGUACUUCAUUUCUUAGAGGAAUCCCAGUACACGGUGGGAUGAAUAGUCUAUUGAGGACAAAUCUGAUUACUAGUUCAGAAUCACUGAAUGAUAGUUCAAAUUUGACUGGUCGAUCAGGUGUCGUUCACAUGCCUCUAGAAUGUUCUGAUCAGAAGAUUCUUCCCGAAGUUUCAAACUUUGCUUCAAGAGGUCAAAAGAUAGACUAUGACAUGCUUCAGGCCUCUAACAUCACCUUUUUUAAUCCGGCGGAACAUGUGCCUAUUAAUAGUCAUAUCCCUGGUUUUGAUCAUGAUUGCUUUCAGAAAGAUGGUGGUACUAAUCAAUCUGUGAUGACAACGAAUCCUAAACACGAGGAAACUUGUGCUCAACAAUCUCCAUCGGGCGGUGACGACCUGUUUGAUAUUUUAGGUGUUGAUUUUAAAAACAAACUUCUCAAAGGACACUGGAAUGAACUGUUUGCUGAUGAAUCAGAUGCCAAUGCUGAAAAUAUGGUUAAAAAGGAAAUAUCUACGAACAAAGAGGGUACAGAUUCUGGUUAUUAUUCAGUUAACGAAUCAAUGUUGGACAGUGGCAUUUUUUCUGGCAUGUCAACAGACAACCUCUUAGAUGCUGUGGUCUCAAAGGCCCAACGUCCUUUGAUACAUAAUUCGGAUGACAUGUCUUGCAAGACAACCUUGACCGGGAAUAGUAGUAUCACCUCUAUUCCCUCUCGUGUUUGCAAGCAGGUUAUGUCCGGUAAUUUCAAAGAGGGUUUGUUUGGUUUUUCGAAGAAUGGAGGUAAAACGGGAGCCUUAGAAACUAGUUCUCUAAGGUCUGGUUGUAGCAAGGAUGAUACUGGAAACCUCUCUCAAACAACUACUAUAUGUGGUUCCCAACUUAGUUCAUGGUUGGAGAAUGGUGGCAAUGUGAAGCGUGAAAAUAGUGUUUCAACUGGAUGCUCUAAGCGCCCGGACGAAGCUUGCAAACCUAAUCGGAAAAGGCUUAAACCAGGUGAGAAUCCCAGGCCUAGACCUAAAGAUCGUCAAAUGAUUCAAGAUCGCGUCAAAGAGUUACGAGAGAUUGUUCCAAAUGGAGCGAAGUGUAGCAUAGAUGCACUGCUGGAACGGACCAUUAAGCAUAUGGGUUUCUUGCAAAGUGUGACAAAGCACGCCGACAAGCUGAAACAGACCGGGGAUUCUAAGAUCGUUAGUAACGAAGGUGGGCUGCUUUUGAAAGACAACUUUGUGGGAGGGGCUACAUGGGCAUAUGAGGUUGGCUCCCAAUCAAUGGUUUGUCCGAUUAUAGUCGAAGAUUUGAAUCCGCCUCGUCAGAUGCUAGUAGAGAUGCUUUGUGAGGAACGCGGUUUCUUUCUAGAAAUAGCUGACUUAAUCAGAGGAUUGGGCUUAACAAUCUUAAAGGGGGUAAUGGAAGCCCGCAACGACAAAAUUUGGGCACGUUUCGUUGUUGAGGCAAACAGGGACGUAACGAGAAUGGAAAUAUUUAUGUCACUCGUUCGUCUUCUAGAGCAAACAAUGAAGGGUAACGCGUCUUCUUCGAAUGCAAUUGAUGACAUGAUAGGUUACAACACUUUACCACAGAAGGCCUAAUAGUACUAUUAAACCAAUCACUUUUCUUCUAAAGUAUGGAUGUGUUGAGAGCAAGUCGAGUAAUACUUGCCAUGACCAACAUCAAAUCCGCGAUAUCAUGUGGUCUUAACAUUGUCUAACUUUCUAUUUUACAUCUCAUAUAUGAAAUUUUCAUAUAUGAAUCCAUUUUGAAGAGGAAUGAAAGUGUAGGUAGUGAAAACUGAAAAGCAUCUCAAGAUUAAGAAUAUGUAUUCUUAUAUUGUAACCGAGUGUUUAUUUUUCUGGUGUUAGCCAACAUGUCGUGUAUCAUGUGUUGCCGUGAUUAUCUUCUGAUCCAUUACUCAACUCUCAGAUGACAUGCAUCGAUUUUAUUUGCGCGAUGGUGCAAUUCCAGCAGCAUUUUGGAAGUUGGUAGUGAUUUAUAUGAGAUGUAUAGAUAGAUAUUGAAGGGUAUGGAAAGAAAAGGUUCAUGUGGUCAUGUUAGCAAUGCAUUUUUUCUUUUGUUGCUCUUCUACUUUUAGUGUUAUUACAUUAUUACAUGAAAUACUCAAAUGUUGUAAAAGUGAGUGUGGUUUUGUAUGUCAGGUGGAACUUGGAAGCAAUAUAAGGUUACAGUAGUAUUGGUUUAUAUUUAUUUAAAAAAAAAUAGUAUUGGUUUUAUAUAUA
Molecule: messenger RNA, 4055 nt
Organism: Trifolium pratense (red clover)
Lineage: Eukaryota; Viridiplantae; Streptophyta; Magnoliopsida; Fabales; Fabaceae
Product: transcription factor LHW-like
Exons: 10
Coding region: 807-3410 (867 amino acids)
Biological process (GO): regulation of DNA-templated transcription
Molecular function (GO): DNA-binding transcription factor activity; protein dimerization activity
Source: RefSeq, a predicted model, not a curated record